GAUCAACACAUCAGUUUGAAGUUUUUCCCCAGCACACCUAUAUUAUAUUAAAUAGCACUCGCAAUGGAACGAAGCACUGUUACCGCCAAGAACACAGUCCGCAGGACUUCCAGGACAACGCGUCGAAAACGUGCUGUUCAAGGACGGUCCUCCGCCGGCCAGCAGGAGGAAAUAGAAGAAGAGACGACAGGAGAGAACCAAGAAGGAGCAGAGGCCACAAAACAAAAAAUACAGCAAAGGGUAUUUCUCUACAUCCAGUUGAACGAACUGACCAAGUUACCGGAAACAGGGUAUCCGCUGGAACUGCAUUUGUAUCACUCCAAACAUACACUGCAAAAAAUGCAGGAAAAAUACACCACAGAGACAAUUAUUUAUCAGCACGAAUUCAAUCUCCAGAAGCCUGUCUUUGCCAUGGGUGUACUGCAGGACGAUAUCGAGGACAUGAAUAUCUUUAGCGAUAGUCCGCUAGUGAUUAGUUUGUACCAAAAGAUUCCGGCUCAUCGCAAAGGAGAUUCUGAGACCAUGAAGUCGCGAAGUGGCACAGAAACUUCGGAGGCCAACGAAGCUACUGGCCCAAAGAAGACUAGGAGGUCAAGGACUAGCAAGAAAUCAUCCGACUCCGUUCUAGGAGACAUACUAGAGGGCGACAUGGAAGAGGACUACGGUUGGGUGCCCGAACGCUUGGAGCUCCUGUCCCGAGGACACUGCGAUUUGUUGCAACUUUUUCAGCGUCGCCGAUUCAUCAGCGACGUCACUGUCCUCUUGUAUCCAGAGUAUGACAGUCUAUUGCAGGCCAGGGGCAAUCAGAAGAUCACAUCUUGCAGUAUAUGGCACAUGUACUCGAUCCUGCCCAUCCUCAAGGAGUUUAACUUUACCAAUUUGGCCUUUUUGACGCUGGAAUCGAUCUACAAUGUUCCGGAGGAGCUGCACCACAAAUCUGCGGAACUGGGCAUACAACUGUCCUUUCGGUCUCGAUAUCCUGAGGGCGAGGAAGGAAUUUUUCCAGUCAUACCACUGUGCACAUACUUUGGCUUUCUGUCCCAGAUCAUUAGUGACCAGAACACGAGCAUCGUCUGGGAAAACAUUAAGCGGGAUCUGAACCCCAACACCAACUUCAGUUCCAACCAAAUGGAAACCAAUUCUCGCAUUAAGCUACCUCGUAUCUUCAGGAUGCUUCUGUGGGAAAAGGAUGUGAACUUUCGCCUGCAUCUCAUCGAUCCUGUAACGGAUUUGGCUUUGAUUAACAACUCCUUGCAUCGCUUUGUAAUAAACGAGGAUAUGCGAAAGAUUCUCGAGGAGGCGGUGGUUCACAACGAUUAUGAGUUGUUGGUGCAAUUUUAUCAAGAAGUCCCCGAAAAUGUUUUGUACGAAGGUGUGAUAAAUCCCAGUAUUUUUGGCUAUCCAGGAGUUAACUAUUGCCGUUUUGCGACACUUUUAAAACCCAUCCUGGAGAAUCCAGAAGAAGCGACAGAGUCUCCACGGACUACCUGGCAAAUAGGUCCUAUGUUCUGCACUCUUAAGAUUUGUUUCUUUCAACCGCUCUGCCAAAGGAAUGAACCCCUCGACAAGUUCAACGAAAGUCUUCUGAAAAGAGCCAAGCUACGUCGCUGUUUCGAUAUAGAGUUUCUAAAUGAAAACGAAGAGGAGGAAAAUCGCAAUGUUCUACUGGAACUGUAUAGAGCCUUUGAUGAGCUCAUCUCGGAUAUGAUCAGCUUUAUUAUAAAGCGAGAGGUGGAGAGUAUUGAUCAGAAACGUGAUUUCUUCUGUUGCCAGUUGGGAAAUCUCAGCAACUUGUUGCUAAAGAUCUGCGGUUGUGAUUUUAAUGUUCGGAUGCCCACAUCAACUAAUAUUGAAUUUAGAGAAAUGCUAACCCACAUGUAUCAAGAGCUUAUGGAACGUGUUGAGGGGAUUUUGAAUAACUGCUCCUGGCAAUGCUGCGAUAAUAAUCUAGAACAGGAAUAUGAUCAGCUAAAUCUAGUUCGCCUGAUGGAUGAAAUGCGAAUGGUGUCCCAAAUCGGUCUCCGGGACAUGGCCAUUCAGAUGUACGGGGAAAUUAAGAACCAAACCACCAGCCAAAUCAACUUUGACUAUGUAACUCUGCUCAACAGCGUCGAGAAUUUGCAGUUUGCUCAAGCAGCUAGAUAUUUUCAAAAGCCACGAUCGAGUGAAUGGAGUGGCGUAUAUUUUACCCAGUUGCUGCAGGUCUAUGUUGAUUACAUGAUGGAUCUACGAUCGACGGACGAGGAAGUCCAAGCCGUGUCUUACUCAAAUUUAUUGGAUAAUCUGCGACAAUUGGCCACCAAGAAUAGCUUGGAGGUUGAACCAUGGAUCUUGCUUUAUUGCUAUUAUAAGCUGAACAACUAUUUGCCCGGCAUGGAGUACACACGCUGGAAGUUCGAGAAUCUCUAUGAGAUUCCUGGAAAAAUUUUCUCAUUCACUCCGCGCUCUCUAUACGAAUUGUACAUGCCGGUGGAUUUUGCAAUGAGUAGCAGUAGCACGACCAUGAAUGUACACUUUUAUCCAGUUUUCAAACUAUUUGCAAGAUUGGGGGCUUAUGUAUUUGCCGAAACUGUCUUUGCGGAAAUAGAAACUUGUUUUUCACCUUCGGAGGUGUAUCUUAUAAGGACUACUCUGAAGAUAUUGCAAAGACAGAUCGAUGAGACCUUUACAAUUCUGAAUAUUCCCACAACCAAUGCUGUGACGGCCCCCUUAAUGCGCUGCUAUCAACUUCACAUUAAUGGCAAUGUGGAAUAUGCCAGGGGGCGUUGUGAUGAGGCCCUUCAAUAUUUUCAGCAGCUUCUGGCCAUAACCGAGGCAGAUGAUAGGUUACUCUUUAAGCUGAGUUUUAUGAGGCUGGGACAGUUGGCCUUUGAGAGGGGCAACUAUGAGUUGGCCAAUGAGGCCUUUGAUAUUUGUGUACCGUCUAACAGAAAACAUAGAAGUUUUAUUGCAAACUAUAGCAAAGGAUUAACACUUUAUCAUCUAAAUCGCCUGCAAGACUCGAUUUCAUAUUUGUCCCGCUGCACUGAAAUGGAGAUUUUUGUUCCCGAUGUCUGGGGUUACUUGGCGACCAUCAACCUGAAAUUGCAAUUAAACAAAAGAGCUUUGGAUUGCUGGAAAAUGGCCAAAAUGUACCCGGAAUUGUUUAUUAGCAAAAGCGUGUAUGCCGAGCUGGAUAAAAUCAAAUAUUCUGAUGUCCAUUUACUGGUUGAUAACGAUGGCAAUCCCGCUGAGAAGCCAACGCAAAUUAGCACCAUGUGCCUUUAAAAGACUUGGCUUAGAAAGUUUGUAAAUCUCGGAGAGAAUGUUAAUUGUUCUUUGGCAGGUAAAGACGUCCUAAAUAAACAAGCUCGGAGUCACGCCUUUC
Molecule: messenger RNA, 3367 nt
Organism: Drosophila bipectinata
Lineage: Eukaryota; Metazoa; Arthropoda; Insecta; Diptera; Drosophilidae
Biological process (GO): cilium assembly; cilium movement
Cellular component (GO): extracellular exosome; motile cilium
Molecular function (GO): protein binding
Source: RefSeq, a predicted model, not a curated record